This is a messenger RNA of Pocillopora meandrina, 3460 nucleotides long. NCBI's taxonomy places the organism in Eukaryota, Metazoa, Cnidaria, Anthozoa, Scleractinia, Pocilloporidae. The record is from the annotation of a GenBank genome assembly.
AUGGCGGACAAAACAGAUACCAAUGAACAGGCAGAAGGUUCUUUACCUGCAAAAAGCACACCAAAAGAUGCCUUGGUCAUGGCUGCCAUUCUAAAAGAGAUGGGAAUCAGCGAAUACGAGCCAAGAGUUAUCAACCAAAUGCUAGAAUACACAUACCGUGAGUUUAAACUGUCACUAACAUUUUCAGAUGUGAUCCACUUCAGGGACAAGGGCAUCUGUUUCUAUUGAUAUAUUUUUUGUUCAAUUUAAGCAAUGUUGAAUUGAAAUAGUGGUGGCAAAAGUGUCAUUGCUAAUUUUUUACCUUAAACUCAGGAUCUGAUUAAUAAUUAUCCCGUCAACUUUUACACCUUUCGUUGUACAUCAAUUAAAAGGAUUGAUUUCAGAUCAAGAUUAUACUCUCUUUUUUAUACUUUGGUCAACCAUUAUGAUUUUUUUUUGGGAUAAUGUGACUCGAUUGUGAGAAUGAGCUGCAGUUUGCUCAUUCUCGGUAGUUUUCAGUGUCGCUUUUGUAGGGUCAUAAAUUAUUUUCAUAAAUUUAAGUGGAACUUUAAUAUAGUGGACACAAGUUAGGGACAAAAUAUUUUGAAUCUGCCUACAGGUUACAUUACAACAGUGUUAGAGGAUGCUAUGGUUUACAGUAAACAUGCUGGCAAGAAAGAUCUUGAUGCGGAAGAUGUGCAGUUAGCCAUCCAGUCCAGACUGGACCAUUCUUAUACUAAUCCUCCACCUAGAGAGGUAUGUUUUGAGAUGCACAGCUCAUUUUGUCCCUGUUUCCUUUUUUUGAGUUAAAGAUGUAAGAGACCUACACCAUAGCUGCUUAUUUCAUUAUAUCUUUGCCAAAAUAUAACAUUCCAUGGAUACUCUCUAUUAGGGGUGGGAAGGAUGUACAUGUGAAGUUAUGAAUUAAAAUUUUGUGUUCCUAGCAAAAAUAUUACACCUUAAAAAAGUUUUUGUCAAACAUUAAACAAAGAAACAACACUUUUUGUGUACUAUGUGCCCCCACCUUUUUUUCAUGACAUUUUUCCCUUUUUCCAAUCUCCUAUUAAGCAAGUCCUGAAGUUGUGUACCUCUGCAGAACUGCACUCAUAAAUGUUAACCUUCAAAUUCCAGAUACUUUUAAAACAUAUUCAAGUCUGUUGGGAAGGGAAUUCCCAUCCUCAUCCAUAUUUUGACGGUCUUAAAUUGUGUUAGUAGUUGUCAUUCAGGAUCCACUAAAUAGACUGAUACAUCAGAAGGGAGUCACCAUGAAACUGCUUAGGACUUCACCCAGCUUAUCUCUUAGCAUAAAUGUUAGGGUCCUUAGCACUUAUCAUAACUGUUUACCCCUCUAUCUAAGGAAAGUUACAUUAGUUACAUUAAUUUCUCUUAUCAGUUUCUGAUUGAGAUUGCACGGCAGAAGAAUCGACACCCUUUACCUCAGAUUCAGACAAAGAGUGGUUUACGGCUACCACCUGACCGCUAUUGUCUCACCUCAACAAACUACAAAGUCAAGACACAGAAAAAGGUGAUGAAGAAAGUUUUAACCCUAUUACUUCCAGAUCAAAUUUGUAAUUCCCUUUACUGUCAACCGUACAAUUCUUAUAAUGUUAGUUCAGAGAAUUUAGAAUUGGAUCAACUAAUUAUCCCCACAUUGAUCUCAUUCUUUAUUCUCAUUCUUUAUUCUCAUCACUUAUCUGGUUGAUAAAUUGUAUAAAUACUGUAAGGAGAAAUUCUGUUUUGGUCACUUGCGGGAGGUAAAGGCUUAAUGAAACAGGGUUCCUUAUGUGCCUGCACUAAGUCAAGUCUGCUUCUUAAAUUUGUGGCUUGUAUUGUGGAAGAUUAUGUGGGUUUGCAGAGCCUGAAACAACUAAAAGUAUUGCCAUUCCUACCUGGAUAGGAUGCUAGUUCCAAUCACACAUUACCCAAUAGCAUUUCAUCAAAUUUCUUUGGCAGCUUUCAGGUACCCAGUUCCGCCCAAGACACAAUGCAAUGAUCUGGUCUGGUGUCUAACAUGGACCUUUCAAUCCCAAGUCUAUCAGGCUAACCAGUAUUAUUACAUUGUGUCCCUGUGCUUUGACCAAUGCCUCUAAAAUUACUUGUUUUAUCUUUUAGCAGCACACUCAGGUUCGUGCCAAUCCAGUCGUAGCUCGAACAAUCUCUCAGUCAGCUGUAUCAACACUCAUAAAACCAACACCAGCAACUAUUGUAACAGUCAAAAUGCCAACUGCUGCUCCAGUCACAGCAUCUGCAGGACCUGCGGCAAAUACUGCAACAGCUGUCACAGCUAGUGUAGCAGUAAAAAAGGAACCAACAGGGACCACUGUGGUACAGAAACAGGCAACAGUGGCUACAGGAACCCCAGCAAUACAGGUGUGAUGUUCUAUAACCAGACAUUCUUUUUAUUGUAGCUACCCACCUACCAGGAAACUUGUUGCUUGGACAAAUUACACUGAUGGUUUUCCCUGUAACACAUACUCAUUUAGAUGGAAAACUUAUUUCACAGUGACUGAAUUGUUACCAUAGUUCUUCAGUCUCACAUUGUUUGCAGUACCAUUACAAACUGUUAUGUCAAAAAAUUCAAAUGAACCAACAAUGUGCGUCAAAACUCUCAUAGGCCAUGUGUGCCAACUGUACAAUAAAAUGUAGUAUUUAUUAUUGAACAGUUGCCACAUUAUUAAGAAAAUUUGGUAAAAAUGACUGUCCAUGAUUAAAAAAAAUAAAACUUUUGGUGGAAUUUGAAUCUAAUCUGAUGUGCUUAUAAUAUACCUUUUAAUAUGCUAAAAUCCUUCCAUAAUUGGCUUUUUCAGCAAAUACUUCUUACCACCAGUAAACUGUUUCUGGCUCUUUGUCUCACAUCCUUCAGCUUAUGCAGGGCAUAAACUAACAAGUUAAUUUGGUAUUAUCAACAUAGUUGAUAUCAUAAAUUGGUCACCUUAAAGAGUUUCAAAGCUUGAUAUUUUGAGUGUUAGCCCUUUGCCAAAGUGAAUGGAGGAAUUGUGGGUUGUGUGUUUUCCUCCAUUUGCUCUGACGAAGGGCUAAUGCUUGAAAUGCCAGCUUUGAAACUCUUUAUCAUGGUCAAUUUACGUCAUCAACUCAUUUGGUGAUACUAAAUUUACCCUGAUACACUCUCCCACCCAGGCAGCACCACAGUUUCUUUAGAAACCUACCCCCUUUAUUCAUAAACUCACAAGCCAACCAGUCAAGUUGUAAGAUAUAUUUGAUGAUGUCAGGAAAAUACAACAAAGUAAUUUGUGUUUCUCUUCAGGUGAAAAUUGAACCAGGAGCGACUGUCACUAAAAGUCAGCCUAUCACAGGUGUACCAGCAGCAGCUAAAGCCUCUCAAGGUACAGGCAACCCAGCUUCAAUGCUCACAGUGUCAGCGCUUCCAAGCAUGGAUGAAACAGUUGCCAGUACCCAGCAACCAUUGAUAACUCCACUUAAGCGAAAACAUGAAGAUGAAGAUGAUGAUUAUGACACAUAA